Molecule: messenger RNA, 1608 nt
Organism: Daldinia vernicosa
Lineage: Eukaryota; Fungi; Ascomycota; Sordariomycetes; Xylariales; Hypoxylaceae
Exons: 2
Coding region: 1-1608 (535 amino acids)
Biological process (GO): regulation of transcription by RNA polymerase II
Cellular component (GO): nucleus
Source: RefSeq, a predicted model, not a curated record
AUGACUGCGACCGUCGAUUCGGCCCUCGCUCACGACCCUUCAGCUAGCGACGACGUGUACGAUCCGGAUGACGUUUUACCCCAGAACAGUCCCUUGAUGAAGGCUCACCGCCCCAAACUCGAACCCUCGCCCUCCCCGCCGGCGUUACCUAUUCCUAAAGUCAGUCUUUCUUCUAGCUCGGGUCGGAUAUCUUCUAAUCGACGACAAAAGGUUCGUCCGAGCCUCGGCGAUGCUGUGCUGAUCCAUUAUCUGGACGGCGGAAAACGGCCCGAAAUCGUCGCCGAGGCAUGGUCGCGGCCGCUCGCUCAUUACGACGACGAGGACGAGGACGACGGACAAAGUAAAGGGGACACGGAAGAAACGGUCGACGAGUCGGGGGACGAGGAUGAUACUAAGAGUCACGAGAUGUCCCCAGGUCCUGCACAUCGCCGUGCUUUUCGUGCUGCCGAGUCGACAGUAUCAAAGUCUAUAGAUUUACAAUUUCUCGCGACAAACGCGCUCGCUGCUGCUAAAGCGGCAUCGAAACCAGUAGAUACGGAUGAUUCGCAAAUAGCUGAUGACGAUUCUAGAGUUGCGCAAAGAGCGACGCCCGCUCCAGCCUUUAGGACAAAUGGCGCACGAGAUGAUAUCGCGAUGAAAGAUGCAAACAGGCCCGUUCUUCAGGCGCCUAUCUCUCCUUAUGCGUCGCAGGGCCCACAGGAGAUGUAUUCCCCUCGGAAUUACACCCCAAGUCAGGUCCUGAUGCAUCCAAACAAUGUUCGAUCGCCGCCUGGUUUAAAUACCCCCACCGAUCGUGGGGAGUUGCCUCCGAUCCAAGAGGUGUCUCCGAAAUCCGACUCGACCAACCACGAUCCGCUGCCCUCUAUAAGGGCUCAGCUACUCGAUCAGUUCACAGGUCCUCCGAAAGAACUAGCGAUGCGUAGCGGACCUCAGUAUCCUCACUCCCCUCCAGGUGGCCCACCGCGCAUGGGCGGAAUUCAUGCAUCACCUCCGAUAUCCCCUAAUGAUGCGUAUCGCCCCCCAGGCAUGCCUUCUCCAGCGCACACGCUCCCUGCUAUGAGUCCUUUUUUCUAUCCAGGCGGCAAUAACACAAACCAUCAUCGAUCUGGUCAGGAUUAUAGUAGUGGCAGCAAUGCGGACACUCCAGGUGGUAGCGGUGGUGACGCUUCGACACCCGCCACUUCUAUCACGGAACGGAUGAGCAUUGAUAAUAUGACAAAUCCCGCAGUUGGCGCAUUCGUUUGUACUGUACCAGGCUGUACUGCGCCUCCGUUUCAGACACAGUAUCUGCUCAACUCACAUGCAAAUGUGCAUUCUUCCGCUCGUCCUCAUUAUUGUUCUGUAAAAGGAUGUCCGCGGAGCGAGGGUGGGAAAGGCUUUAAGCGUAAAAAUGAAAUGAUCCGUCAUGGUCUCGUCCAUGAUUCGCCUGGGUACGUGUGUCCGUUCUGUCCAGAUCGAGAGCACAAGUACCCCAGGCCAGAUAAUCUGCAAAGGCACGUACGGGUUCACCAUGUCGAUAAAGAUAAGGAUGAUCCGGCCCUUCGCGACGUGCUUUCGCAGCGCCCAGACGGACCCAACAGAGGACGGAGACGCCGCGGCGGUCCGUGA